Molecule: messenger RNA, 435 nt
Organism: Quercus lobata
Lineage: Eukaryota; Viridiplantae; Streptophyta; Magnoliopsida; Fagales; Fagaceae
Product: AAA-ATPase At3g50940-like
Exons: 1
Coding region: 1-435 (144 amino acids)
Molecular function (GO): ATP binding; ATP hydrolysis activity
Source: RefSeq, a predicted model, not a curated record
AUGACUUUUGAGACCCUUGCUACGGACUCAAAGCUCAAGAAGACAUUGAUUGAGGAUUUGAACAAAUUUUCGAGUGGAAAGGAGUACUACAAAAGAAUUGGGAAGCUUGGAAACGAGGGAGGGUACUUGUUAUAUGGCCCUCCUAGCACGGGCAAGUCAAGCUUGAUUGCAGCCAUGGCUAAUCACCUAACCUUUGACAUCUAUGACUUGGAUCUAACUGACAUCCACUCCAACUCUCAGCUCAAGUCUUUGUUACUCAGUAUAUCUGGCAGAUCAAUACUUGUUAUAGAAGAUAUCGAUUGCUCUAUUGAGCUGGAAAAUCGGGAUUACAAGUCUCAACCAUGGAAUCAUGGCAACAGUAAACUUAGUGCGAUUAUAAUAUCUGCCAUUUCUAAAAAUUGUCCUUAUAAGGUUAGUAGUAACAAUGCCCUCUAG